This is a messenger RNA of Rhopilema esculentum, 2721 nucleotides long. Its product is annotated as MAGUK p55 subfamily member 7. Lineage: Eukaryota; Metazoa; Cnidaria; Scyphozoa; Rhizostomeae; Rhizostomatidae. The record is from RefSeq and is a predicted model, not a curated record. Gene Ontology annotation, molecular function: protein binding.
ACCCCACUGGUCUGGAACACUCUCAUAGAGAUAUGUGCUCCAAAAGAUCUGUUUGAGGAUAAUAGACAACCAUGACAACGGUAAAAAAGGGAGGCUGAUCUCUCUUUGAUCCAUGUUUUGAUUUUGAAUUGGUGAGCGAAAAGAACAUUCAAAGAUGGCAGUGUUCCAGUGUUGGUUGCCUCUAUAGAAAUAGUAUUGAAACCCGGAUGAAGAGGCUUAUAGUAUUUUGUUAGACAUGACGGGAAAGCAAAGAGAACACAACACAAUUAAAGCAAUGCUGGGUCAUUUAACGGACCUUGAAGCUGAUUUAGAGGAAGAUGAAGUGGAGCUUUUGGGAAGGGUUUUUCGAAGUAGUACAUUCAAAUCCCUACUGAAGGUUGAAAAAGCAGUUGAGAGUGUGCAAAGUAAGGGACCAUCACCAUUAACAAAAAGGGCUUUUAUGGAAGCAAAACUGUUAUAUUUGCAGUUGAGAAGAAAAAGAAACAAAGUUCCUUAAUAGAAGUUCUGGUGGACAUUCUUGAAGAUCCUCAUAUUCAGGCUUUGCUAUCAACCCAUGAUUUGAUUGCAAAUGAGAGAUUGAUACCAAGAAUAGAUAACAUAGAUGAAGAGAGCAGAGCUCAAAUCAAGUCUGUCAGAAUCCAAAAGAAACCUGCCGAGCCUUUAGGAGCAACAAUAAGGCAAGAUCCUUUCAGUAACAGAAUUGCUAUUGCAAGGAUUUUUCAUGGAGGUGCUGCGCACAGAACAGGAAGCCUCAAGAAAGGAGAUCAGAUACUGGAAAUAAAUGGCGUGGAGACCAAUGACAUGUCUUUGGAUGCUGCCGUCUCUCUGCUUGGGCUGCAGAGUGAGAUAGUCGAAUUCAAAUUAUUAUCGUCGGAGGAGAGUACAGAGGACGAAGAAGACAGAGAAAAGGUAUUUUUGCGGGCACAUUUCAACUACACUCCGCAAGAAGAUCCCAAUAUUCCAUGUAAAGACGCUGGGUUGGCUUUCAGUAAAGGCGAUGUUCUCGAGAUUAUCGACAAUAGUGAACCAAAAUGGUGGCAGGCACGAAAAUAUGGAUCAAAGUCUGCUAAGUAUGGGCUGAUCCCGAGUCGACAGCUUCAGGAGAAACGUCUGGCAUUAAAACUAUGGAGUCCAAGCAACAGUUUUAAUGGAGAACUAGAAGCAUGUUCGGGUUCGUUGUCACCAAGAGAGAGAAACUGCUUGAAUAACUCAAGACCUGAAUCCCCGACCCAGAAAGCGUCAAAGAAGAAGCCAAAGAAAGUGAAGUACAAAGCUAUGCAGAGUGAGAAGUUUCACGCGGAAGAGAUAAUAUUUUAUGAAGAAGUAACACAAAUCAUGGCUGAUUUCGAUCGUCGCAGGCCCAUUGUCAUUACAGGUGUUCCGGUUUUAGAAUGUGAAGAUUUAAAGGAAAGGUUAAUACAAACCAAUGCUGAAAAGUUUAGAACUCCAGUUCCUUAUACAUCCCGCUCUAAAAAGUCACUUGAGAAAGUAAAUAAAGAUUAUCAUUACAUUUCCCGGAAUGACAUGGAAAAAGGCAUUCGAUCGAAUUCGUUCAUUAACGUGGAAGUAUUCAAGGGUCACUUUUUUGCAAUAAGCAUUGAUUCGGUCAUGGAGAUUGCAAAUUCUGGCAAAACUUGUGUAUUGUAUUUAAACCCAGAGAGCCUACCAGUUUUGUGCAGUACAAACCUGCACCCGUUUGUUGUGUUUAUCAAAGCACCGGAUAUAGAAGUACUCAAAACGAACAUGAAAGCAAAACAAGAGAAUUCAUUAUUUGAGAGCAAAAUCAUGACAGAUGAAGAGAUUUACAAGGCGCUAAUUGAUUCAGAAGAGAUUGAGAAUAAUUAUGGACAUUACUUCGACUUAGAAUUGAAAAUGGAAGAUAUGGAAACUACACUUAACCAAUUGUAUCAUUCAGUACACAGAAUGGAAAAUGAGCCAUUAUGGAUUCCUUUAAGAUGGCAGUAGAUCUGAUAAUGUCGCUUUUUGGAAGCGAUGCUAUAAUACAUUCAUGGUGAAUGCAAGUUCUGUGGUCCAAAACUGAACACACGCGAUGGUUUUGUACCAUAUCCGGUUGGCCUCGCUCUGGAUAGAAAGAACUGGCGGCAGUUUUGUGACUACCAGAAGACUGGAGGUUGAAGAUAAUAUUUGGAAGUUUGUUGAUAUGAUAUGAACCAGAACUAUUUUGUAUAUUUUUGCUUCGUGAAAUGGAAAUAAAAGUCGGCAGGUAAUAUUUGUUUAUUAAAGUAAUUUAUUUUGUUUUAUGCAUAACGGCCUAGAGGAGAUCGUUUUCAUUUCACGUAUCAUGUCAUGCUUGGCCUCAAGAUACGAAAAUAGCUUAAGCUAACUUGUUUACCCGUAUUAUAUUAUGCUUGGCCUCUUGAUAAAAACUAUUCCAAAAGCCAAGAAGAAUAAUUAUUGUCUUCUACACAACCCAUUCUGUACUGUAAAAACUUUCAACGAAGAAAUCCUUCCUUGUUUUCUUUCAACUUAUCUCCUGUGAAUUUAUAGUAAAUCAUCUUGCAAUGGCUUUGUUUGUCAUUGAACAGGUUGAAUAGAGUGUUUAUUGGUUAAAAUUGGCUUGUAGAGCUUUUUAUUAUUUCAAAUCAUUAUUUUAUAGAUUGGAUUUUUUAUUUCACAGCCAAAUUAUUAACAUUUGAUAUAAGAAAUCUACUCAUAUGAUGGCAAAACAGCUAUUUUCAAAACAUUCUUACACUUAGCCCA